Messenger RNA from Acyrthosiphon pisum (pea aphid), 940 nucleotides. RefSeq names its product ETS translocation variant 5-like. Gene Ontology annotation, biological process: regulation of transcription by RNA polymerase II; cell differentiation. NCBI's taxonomy places the organism in Eukaryota, Metazoa, Arthropoda, Insecta, Hemiptera, Aphididae. Gene Ontology annotation, cellular component: nucleus. The record is from RefSeq and is a predicted model, not a curated record. Gene Ontology annotation, molecular function: sequence-specific DNA binding; DNA-binding transcription factor activity, RNA polymerase II-specific. The transcript has 3 exons. The coding region runs from base 338 to 760 and encodes 140 amino acids.
UGUAACUAUAUGUGUGUGUAUAUCAAACUCGUGAAACAUUAAGAUUAAUCGUGUUUUAGUGAAUAUAAUUAAACGAAAAACAACAAUCGUCGAGCUCAUUAAUAUUAAUUAAUCGACGAAAAUCCGAUGAUGCGGAAAAAUAAUAAUAAAAUAAACACGUACACUAUAAUACACCCCACACUAAUUAUUGUAUUUUAGUGUUAUAAUAAUUAUUUGCAUACCUAUAUUAAUAAUGAUGAUGAUGUCGAUCAUAAUCUCAACCGUCUGAUGAUCAGCAGGUGGUUCUCCGCUAUUUUUGAGCACGUCCGACGUGUUCAACUACCAUCACUCGACGCACAUGCACAUACAACCACCUCCUCAUCCACCCCCGCAUUCACCGCCGCCACCACUACUGCCACCGACGAUAACCAUUAACAAGGAUCAUCAGGACGGAGAUGUCUCAGAAUUAAAGACCGUCGCAUCUUUAGGCCAAGACGGUAAUGGGGGAGGGUACGCCGGAGUCACCGCGCCGCCACAACCCCAGCGCAGGGGGGCAUUGCAGCUUUGGCAGUUUCUAGUCACGUUACUGGACGACCCGAACAACGCGUCGUGUAUCGUAUGGACCGGGAGGGGUAUGGAGUUUAAACUGGUCGAACCGGAAGAGGUGGCUAGACGAUGGGGAUUACAGAAGAACAGACCGGCAAUGAACUACGACAAAUUGAGCCGGUCACUCAGGUAUUAUUACGAAAAGGGGAUCAUGCAGAAAGUGGCUGGUGAGUAAAUAUAAAUAUUAACAUACAAUAACAAGUUGAUGUGAUUUUUCAUAAAUUUGAAAACAAAACGAUGAGAUUGUAUAAUAUAACGUAUCGUAUAAUACUUACGGAGAGAUAAUGAUUGCGGCACACAGUUUCCCUGUUAAUAUUUUUUAUACUGCACAUAGCUGUUAUGGGGAAUGUUGAGA